This is a messenger RNA of Caenorhabditis remanei, 990 nucleotides long. RefSeq lists its product as uncharacterized. The coding region runs from base 1 to 990 and encodes 329 amino acids. The transcript is spliced from 2 exons. Lineage: Eukaryota; Metazoa; Nematoda; Chromadorea; Rhabditida; Rhabditidae. Gene Ontology annotation, biological process: protein phosphorylation. The record is from RefSeq and is a predicted model, not a curated record. Gene Ontology annotation, molecular function: ATP binding; protein kinase activity.
AUGGAUCGUCAACAUACGCUCCCCGUUCGUGAUCAGCGAUUGAAUCGGGAGAACUACAAGCUGUUCAAAAAACUGGGUGAAGGACAUUUUGGGAAGGUCUACCUUGCUCAAUGUUCCCAAACAAAGUCCCACGUUGCCAUGAAAGUGCAGGAAAAAGUCAGAAUCAGAAGCGAAAAAGAUGUGCAAUUCAUUCUUCACGAGCAGCAGAUCAUGAAAGAGCUGGAUAGCAUUCAUGUUGUGAAGCUGCUCGCCACCUUCCACACCGAGAAGCGCAUCUACUUCAUUAUGGAUUUUGUGAGUGAAGAUAACUUCAGUACCUUCACCAAAAAGGUCACGCUGAGACCGGAACAUGUAGAGUUCUACAUGGCUCAGCUUUUCCUGGGCAUUGAGUACAUCCACUCCAAAGACAUCUCCCACCGAGACUUGAAAAAAGCUAACAUGCUCCUCAGUCUCAAAGGACAUGUUAAAAUCUGUGAUUUCGGUCUCGCCAAACGGGGAAUGGGACCUGGAACAACCACUCGUACUGUUUGUGGAUCUUUGUCCCACAUGGCCCCAGAAAUCCAUGAAAGAAGAGGAUACACAAGAUCCGUUGAUUGGUGGGCGUUCGGUGUGAUUCUGAUCGAAUUGCUCACAAACAGCAACCCAUUCAUCACACAUGACACCGCGGCUUUUGUCCGUACGUACCCAUUCCCUGAGAUGCACUUCCCUGGAAUGCCAUCAGAUGCUUAUGAUCUAGCAUCCAACUUGUUGCGACACGACAGCAAGAGAAUGAAACCAGAAGAUAUCGCACGCCAUGAAUUCUUCUCAUGUAUCGACUGGGAUGGUCUUGAGAAAGGAGCCGUCGAGCCACCGUUUACGAAUAAGGAUGAUGUGUACUUGACAACUGAAGUCGAAAUUGUCGAGGAUGACUGCGAAUCCGUGGUCUUGAGAAAUGGUAGAUUGGAACCAUUCCAGAACUUCGAAUACAUUAGCGAGAGUCGUUGGAAAUGA